GAGAAGCUCCCCGGGGUCGUACUCCAGGAACCCGCCCCCGCGCCUGGCCAGAGGGACACUGGACUGUGGCAUUUGUCCAGCCGCUCCCUAAGGGGAGAAUGGCCAUGGGGCCUACAGGCUUAGCCUCUGACCCUGGGGACGCUCAGCCCAGGCCUACCCCAGCUCCAACAGUCAGGGGGGCAGCAAAUUUUUAACUAGACACACUGAUCAUUAACAAGGGUAGGAAGGAGUGUAAACUCCGUGUCACACAGGGACAGAAACCAGCUGGGCCUCGGGCCUCUCGCAGAGAUGCUGGGCCGUGGAAUCUGGUCCUCUGUGAGGCAGGGGCUGAGCAGGGGCUUGUCCAAGAAGGUGGGGGGCUGGGCCUCGGGGGAGGGGAGGAAGGUGGACAUUGCAGGCAUCUACCCCCCUGUGACCACCCCCUUCACUGCCACGGCAGAGGUGGACUAUGAGAAACUGGAGGAGAAUCUGCACAAAUUGGGUACCUUCCCCUUCCGAGGCUUCGUGGUCCAGGGCUCCAAUGGCGAGUUUCCCUUCCUGACCAGCAGCGAGCGGCUGGAGGUGGUGAGCCGAGUCCGCCAGGCCAUGCCCAAGGACAAACUCCUGCUAGCCGGCUCCGGCUGCGAGUCCACUCAAGCCACCGUGGAGAUGACUGUGAGCAUGGCCCAGGUUGGGGCUGAUGCUGCCAUCGUGGUGACCCCUUGCUACUAUCGUGGCCGCAUGAGCAGUGCGGCCCUCAUUCACCACUAUACCAAGGUCGCUGACCUCUCCCCCAUUCCUGUGGUGCUCUACAGUGUCCCAGCCAACACGGGGCUGGACCUGCCCGUGGAUGCGGUGGUCAUGCUCUCCCAGCACCCAAACAUCGUGGGCAUCAAGGACAGUGGUGGUGACGUGACCAGGUUGGGGCUGCUGGUUCACAAGACCAGGAGGCAGGACUUCCAGGUGUUGGCUGGAUCGGCUGGCUUCCUGCUGGCCAGCUAUGCCGUGGGAGCUGUGGGGGGCGUGUGUGCCCUGGCCAACGUCCUGGGGGCUCAGGUGUGCCAGCUGGAGCGACUGUGCCUCACAGGGCAAUGGGAAGAUGCCCAGAAACUGCAGCACCGCCUCAUUGAGCCGAACACUGCGGUGACCCGGCGCUUUGGGAUCCCUGGGCUGAAGAAGACCAUGGACUGGUUCGGCUACUACGGAGGCCCCUGCCGUGCCCCCUUGCAGGAGCUGAGCCCCAUGGAUGAGGAGGCUCUGCGUAUGGACUUCAGCAGUAAUGGCUGGCUCUGAGGGCGGGUGCCUGGCCUGAGCCCAUCUCAGCUUCCUGCCCUGUACCUGCAGCUGAAGAGGCACAUGGGGGUAUGAGAUUUCAAAGCCUGUUUUCCUACUUCAGUCCUCUAGGGAGCCUCUCCCAGGCUCUGCCAUGCACACCCAUUUCCUAUUCUCGCAGCCCCAUGAACCGUUGGCAUUUGUAGCCUCAACUCUGGCUCUCUAGAGACCUUCAGUCUGGGGAGAAGCAAUUGCUUGUCCCUCUCCCGUGCCUUCCUGUGCCCCGCGACACAUGACUGGCAACCAGCCGGCAUGAGCAGGGGGCAACUGGGGCAAAAGUAAGGUCAUGUAUUUUACUGAUGGGAUGGCCGCUUAGACUUGGGGGUACACAUCUAAGCCCAGCACAGUGCAGCAGGGAGCCAGGGCUCUUCCUAAGAACCUGACUCCUUCCAGAGGAACGAGGGGGUGUGGUUCGGAAACCUAAUCAGAAAAGCGUCUCUGGCCUUUGAAAGGCCCCCAAGUUACAUUCCAGACACAGUGCCUUUCCUAAAUCCAUUUUGAUCAUCUCAUAUUCUCAUCUCUAGCCUUGAUCUCAACUGUAGAGAGCGUGGAGCUGGCCCAGGGCCUUGCCAGAGUUGGUAAAUAAUGACACCUGGUGGAUAAAUGUUACAUUUUAGACUUCUAGUCAACCUGGUCUGAAACAUUAGGGAAAGAGACUUGGUCUCAGACCUGGCCAUCCUCUUGCCUUAGGCACUGUGCUUUCUUUGUUAAAAAUAAUACUUUGUUCUUACAAUAAAGUUGAAUAACUGAAAA
Messenger RNA from Lontra canadensis (Northern American river otter), 2064 nucleotides. It is a transcript of the gene HOGA1, whose product is annotated as 4-hydroxy-2-oxoglutarate aldolase 1. Gene Ontology annotation, molecular function: N-acetylneuraminate lyase activity; 4-hydroxy-tetrahydrodipicolinate synthase activity. Lineage: Eukaryota; Metazoa; Chordata; Mammalia; Carnivora; Mustelidae. The record is from RefSeq and is a predicted model, not a curated record. The coding region runs from base 289 to 1272 and encodes 327 amino acids. The transcript is spliced from 7 exons. Gene Ontology annotation, biological process: N-acetylneuraminate catabolic process.